AUGGAAUUACUCCCGACUCUCAUUUGGACUUUCACACGAAAGGUCCGGGUAGUCUAUGCUUCCGUAGGUUUGUUGAUUGGAAUAUCAGUAUUGUUUGUAUUUGGAUAUAAGUAUUCUAACUGGGACGCAGCCUUAUGGGGACUGACUUCCGGUUUAGUGGCGGGCCUGACAUUAUUACUACAUAUCCAGUACUACAGGAAGAUUUCCAAAGGGCUCUACAUAGAACGUACUUCGCUCAGUAGACUGAUGCUGUUAGGAUGUUUUAUCCAGUUAGCGGGUGUGUGUGGCUUCGUCGUGUAUCUCACUCUAGCAAUCACACAAGGACAAGGUUUACAGAUCUAUGGUGCAGGCUACUAUCUGACCCUAGUAUGGUGUUUUAUGACAUGGAAGUGGGGAUUCAUUCUGUUGUUGUCAGCACGGAGGUAUCGCAACAAAUUUUACGAAGUUUACACAAUUUUGCCGAAAUCUGAUAAAUGUUAGUAUUUCAGAUUAAAUUUGAUAUACUGCCACCUUUCAAAACCUGACUUACAGCACUACCGCAUGUUUCAACAAGGUGCAGAAACAGUCAGGGACAUUAACUUGAGAAAUCACAUAUUUUCGUUGGUUGACAUUUAUGCUACCAAUGAAUUCUAAAAUGAGCAUUAACUGGUGCUCUGAUAUUUACUUUACUCUCUGCUUCAGCUCAAUUAGAUAAGUCAAAUUUAUGUUUUAUUGCUUUUUAUUUUUUAUAAUAUUAAUUAUUUGUACACAACACACAGGUUUAAUGAGGUCCGAUUGCAUCCUUAUAAUUACGUUAUAUAUAUAACAAUAGAAAGGAUAGUGAUGUUUAUGUAACGUGGACCCCCAUAUGGCAUCGUACACCUUUCAUUUUGAAAUAAUGGUAAUGUAAACCUCGUUAUGAUAACACAAAACUACACCUUUUCUCCAAACCUACCUAUGUUAAAACAUUCACCUGUGAAAUUCCAAGUAGCUUUUAUUAGGAUGAAUUAUUAUGGUCAAAUACGAAAUGUAGCUGUAAAAUAUUAGAUAAAGUUAUCUCUUUACUUCAUAUAGAAAGGUAGAAACGGCAACUUACAUGUAUGUGAUACAGAUAUGGUUUAGUUAUUGUUAUCUAUGAUACGUAGGUAAACACUUGUGUAUGGUAUAUAUAUAUAUAUAUAUAUGUGAUAGGUAAACACUUAUGUAUG
This is a messenger RNA of Pecten maximus, 1187 nucleotides long. RefSeq names its product heme transporter hrg1-A-like. Gene Ontology annotation, biological process: heme transport. Gene Ontology annotation, cellular component: plasma membrane; lysosomal membrane. The transcript is spliced from 4 exons. The record is from RefSeq and is a predicted model, not a curated record. Bases 1 to 480 code for a protein of 159 amino acids. Gene Ontology annotation, molecular function: heme binding; heme transmembrane transporter activity. NCBI's taxonomy places the organism in Eukaryota, Metazoa, Mollusca, Bivalvia, Pectinida, Pectinidae.